Messenger RNA from Eurytemora carolleeae, 2808 nucleotides. It is a transcript of the gene yata, whose product is annotated as N-terminal kinase-like protein. Gene Ontology annotation, biological process: protein phosphorylation. Gene Ontology annotation, molecular function: ATP binding; protein kinase activity. The coding region runs from base 119 to 2377 and encodes 752 amino acids. The transcript has 27 exons. Lineage: Eukaryota; Metazoa; Arthropoda; Copepoda; Calanoida; Temoridae. The record is from RefSeq and is a predicted model, not a curated record.
UGUGUUUCUCUAAAAUAUUAAAGGCAAAAAGUGUUACGCAGGCAAUCUUUAAAAGUUUUCAAAUAGGGAGAAAGAGAAUUUAUCCUCGAUUACUUAUCUAAUUUAAGCCACUGAACAAAUGUGGGGCCUGUUUAGUAAGGAUCCUAGUAAGGAGUUUCCUUAUGAAAUACAAGAGCAAGUUGGCCAGGUUCAGCUUGCUAAUAAAACAGUUUGGCAGCUUCACAAUGGGAAACACAAAUCUACUGGUGAAUCAGUUUCUGUAUUCUCCUGUGAUAGCAAGGAUGGAGCUAGUGACGUUCAGUUGGAUAUCGCCAGGAGUGCAGUUAAACGUUUAAAAACCUUGAAGCAUCCUUGUAUCCUGACAUUCAUAGCUAGCGUAGAAUCUGAUAAGGUUGUACUGUUAGCUACUGAGCCUGUUGUACCUCUAAUUGAGAGCCUGGAGAGUCUAGAGGACCGGGGACCUAAACGUAAUUUUUAUAUCGCCUGGGGACUAUUUCAGGUGACGAGAGGUUUAUCUUUUAUGAUUAAUGAUGCUAAACUGAAGCACAACAAUAUUCAUUCUUCCUCAGUGUUUGUAAACAAUGGCGGAGAUUGGAAGAUAUCUGGUUUAGAAUAUGUUAGUUCAGUGGAUCAGGAUUCUCCAAUAAAGGUAAUACCUCUUGAUCCUCCGGAGAAGAAAGAUCCGUCAAAACGCCAGCUCUCUACUCCUUGGUCAGCAGAUACAUGGGGACUAGGUUGCCUGAUUUGGGAGGUUUUCAAUGGUCCCCUGCGGUCCAUGGAUAAUUUGGGAACUCUAGGAGAUAUUCCUAAAGAUCUUUGUCCAGCAUACAAGGAAUGUGUUGGAGCAAAUCCUAAAAAGCGACCAAACCCUAAGGAUCUGUUAGAGAAGAUGAAAAGGUCUCCUGGUUAUUUCAAAAAUGAGUUAAUCGAUGUUCUUGUCUUCUUGGAGGAAAUACAGUUCAAGGAAGAUGCAGAUAAGAAUAGAUUUUUCUCCUCUCUAGCUGCUCAAUUGGAUAGUUGUCCUGAUAUUGUUGCCAGGGGAAAGAUCCUACCACAGUUGAUAAAUGCAUUUGAGUUCAGUAAUGCUGGAUCUGCCAUUCUUGGUCCUGUUUUCAAGAUUGGGAAAUCAUUAAAUACACAGGAAUAUCAGGAAAGAGUAGUCCCAUGUCUUGUAAAACUCUUCUCUUCUAAUGACAGAAAUGCAAGGUUUAAACUACUUAGUCAGAUAGAAACUUUUGUAGAGCAUUUAAAUAAUAAGAUAGUGAAUGACCAGGUGUUCCCUAAAAUAGAAUCCGGAUUUCUGGAUUCUGAACCUCUUAUCCGAGAGAAAACUGUGAUAGCAAUGAUCCAUUUAGCUCCCAAGCUGAAUUACAGCAACCUAGAUGAAAUAGUAAUCUUGAAGCACUUCACUAGACUUGUGAGAGAUGAACAGGGCGGAAUUAGAACCAACACUGUAGUUUGUCUGGGCAAAAUUGCAAGAUAUCUUCAUCCUAAGACACGUCAGCAGGUUCUCCUGGCCUGCUUUAGUAGAAGUUUAAAGGAUCCCUUUCCUCCCUCUAGGAUAGCGGCGAUUAAUGCAAUAGCGGCCACACAACAGUAUUAUACUGUACAGGAGACUGGAGGACGUGUUCUCCCCCUGAUCAGCAGUUCUGUGAUAGACCCGGAGAAGAGUGUACGGGAUCAGGGGUUCAAGGUCCUCAGAGGGUUCAUCAACAAACUAGAGAAGGUGAGCGAAGAUCCGUCUCUGAAGGAAGAAAUGGAGAAAGAGGUUGGGUCGACUAGUCCUGUUGCAGCUGCAGCAGCCGGCUGGGCCAACUGGGCGGUUGGGGCAGUUACAGCCAAAUUCUACAAAUCCAGCAUUGCACCGAAUCCUGGCGCUGCUUCCGGUCCUGGCGGCAGUAGUGGCGGUGGGAGUAAGGAAGGAACACCUCAGCCUGAAGCCCCAGUUCUUACACCAGCUAAGGUCACCACAGGUUCAGAUCGAAAGACAGUAAGUACAGAAAGUUCUGGAAAACAAGAGGAGGGAUGGAAUAUUGACGAAUGGAAUGAUACAGAUAAAGGUGAUGCUGGGAAAGGUUGGGAAGUUGAUGAGAAGGACGGAGGAGGAGAGGAUGGAUGGGAGGAUGACGGAGAUUGGGGAGAACUGGAGGUUGCUGGAGCCAAGAAGACUGCUGCUACGGAUAAUUUCAGCAGUGAUUGGGGAAACUUUGAAACUAAUACAACCAGUCGAUCCCAUGAUCCAUUCUCAGAAAUCCGUCGUGAAGAUGAGAGAAAGAAAAACGAGGACAAGAAGGCAGAAAGGCAGAAAGCCAUUGAAGCAAAAAGAUCGGCGAAGAAAGGACCGAUGAAGUUGGGAGCUAAAAAAAUGAUCGAUUAAAAAAAUGUAAUAACACAACUCUAUCCCGGAAAUCCAAAAUGUCCAAAGAAUCUCCGAAAUUGUGAAAUUGUAAAUAAGCCACGAUUUCUUGGCUAAAAUUGUACUUAAUAUUUUGGACACUGUUAGAAGGAGCUCUCUAAAAUCUUAUUUUGAUAAUUUAAUGUUGGGGUAUUUUUAGAAAUGUUUGCGCUACCAACAGUCUAGCACUCUACUAUCCUUAAAUUAAACAAAUAUUUACUUUACAGUAAGAACCAGAAAACUGGAAUGAACGUCGUCUUUGGUCGCUCUUUUUGACUGAGUAAAUGUCGCUCUGAAGAUUAUAAUAUUUGCUGUUGUCGCAACUGAAAUAUAAUCCCGAUAGCUUGAUCUCGAUAUCCCGAUAGCUUGAUCUUGAUAUCCAUUCCUUAUCUAUGCCUUUCCAUUUCUUCAUU